AUGACCGCCCUGGGCUCCCAGCUCUGCUGGGCAGCAUUUCUGACAGCCCUCCUGCUGCUGCGGGUGAAGGGGAUGAAGUCUCAGAAGGACGCCCCAGACCUGGGCCAGGGGGACCGGCAAGAGAAAAUGCCCUCUGCAGACCAGGACCGAGAGCAGUUUGAAGAGCAUUUUAUGGCCUCCUCAGUGGGUGAGCUGUGGCAGGUGAUGGACAUGGCCCAGCAAGAGGAGGACGUGUCAUCCGAGGCAGCAGCUGUCCGAGACCACCUUUUUGAUUUAGCUUUCUGCUUUAACCUGGCCAGCAUCAUGGUUUUUUUAUAA
Molecule: messenger RNA, 318 nt
Organism: Sciurus carolinensis (gray squirrel)
Lineage: Eukaryota; Metazoa; Chordata; Mammalia; Rodentia; Sciuridae
Gene: Sofu1
Product: LLLL and CFNLAS motif containing 1
Exons: 2
Coding region: 1-318 (105 amino acids)
Biological process (GO): fusion of sperm to egg plasma membrane involved in single fertilization
Source: RefSeq, a predicted model, not a curated record